Molecule: messenger RNA, 7692 nt
Organism: Larimichthys crocea (large yellow croaker)
Lineage: Eukaryota; Metazoa; Chordata; Actinopteri; Sciaenidae
Gene: grk3
Product: G protein-coupled receptor kinase 3
Exons: 21
Coding region: 1875-3941 (688 amino acids)
Biological process (GO): G protein-coupled receptor signaling pathway; regulation of signal transduction; protein phosphorylation
Molecular function (GO): G protein-coupled receptor kinase activity; ATP binding; G protein-coupled receptor binding
Source: RefSeq, a predicted model, not a curated record
AGUUGAACCACAAAGCGAGUAGUGCCACUGUGCGAGCACACACACACACACACAUAUAUAUAUUUAUAUAUUUAUAUAAAUAUAUACACAGAAAAAUACAUCGCAGAGGGACUGGAGCUGAAUCAUGUGCCAUAUUGGAGCCGAGAAACGAGCAGCUUGAUCGGCAGCGGAGCUACUGAAGCCGACCGAGAGCUCCAGCAGCGCGGACACACUCGACAGGCAGGAGCCGCUCGGAGCAGCAGCAGCGGCGGCGACGAGACGACGGAGAGCCCGCAGCAGCAGCACCGUGUACCCGAGGGGUGGUCACAACUGUUGUCAUCCACCACCCUCCACCUCCACCUCCACCACUGCUUCUCCUCCUCCGCUGUCUUUAUCAGUUUAACCACGGCGACGAGAGGAGGGAGAAGUGAUCCGGUUAACGAGCGAGCAGCUCCCCCUCCACCACCACCACCACCACCACCACCGGCCUCAGCGUCACCGUCAGCCCCGCGGUCGGUAGCUCCGUGCGGGGUCUCCAACGCGAGCGAGGAGGGUACCCCCGCCCCCCCCUACACCACCUCCACCACACCGACACACAGCCACCGUCCACCCGCUUAAAAACGCCGCCCGCUCGGGGGUAACUCUCUCAAACAGGGCAGCUAUGGAUUAUCUGAGGCGGUUCUCUGGUUCUUUUUGACGCCGUUCGGACUCUCUCGUAGCCGCUUUUCGUGCGUUAUUUUCGGACACCGCUGCUACAAGAAGACCCCCCCCCCCCUCUCCUCUCCCUCCUCCAGGAGCAGCCAGUUCCCCCGCAGCCGUUAGCCGAGCGUUAUUAAGUAAAAUCCCGGUUUGAAACCGAGCCAGCGUCACUGUUACACCGCCAGUUAGUGACCGUGCGUACCGCUGGGCGACAGGGCGGCAUCCCCGCGGUGUAUUUUUAGUUAAAAUAAUUAAAAACUCGAUGUAUAAACUGAUUAAUCACUCGAUAGUUAGCCUCGGCGGCUAGCAGGGUUAGCUCGCGAGCUAGCGUGGUGGCUAACUAAACUUAGCCCGAAUAUCGACGCUGCCCGGCGGGCUUUAGGUUUUAAUUAACCCGCCUUUAAUUCUUUAAUUGGAUUGGACUCAUUGGUGCUUUUAAUUAAAUUUAAAAAAAAAGCUUCUUAAAGGUUUAAUCUGUUUUUUUUUCUGUUUUUUUCUCGGGGACAUUUGUGAUUGAUUGAUGAGCCGUUAGGGACCGUGAACGUUACACAGGAAGGAAAGGAGGGCAGUGAACGCACCACGAACACAACACGGCGGCGUGUUUUUGUGUUUUUGUUUUUUUUCAAAGCUGCUUUUUAACGUUUUAUUCACCGGAGAUAUUUUUAUUACUAUCAUAUGUUUCGGUUUCACAUCGAGGGAAGCCGCAGCAGACACCUCUCCGCCUGUCUCCGCCUCGCUUUGCUCCGUCAGCUCGCGGUAAAUUGACAUUUGUUUGCAGCUGUGGAGACAGACAGGAGGACCGGGACAGUGUCCCCCCGCCUGCAGAGACACACCUGACAGCAUCACCCUGCUUUUAUUUAUUCAUCAGCAUAUUUCUUGGCAUUAAAUUGGAUUAUAAAGGAGCCACCUCCACCCUGAUGUCUUCCCUCCUCUCCUCCACCAUGACGGUGCUCUGAAGCGCAGACUGCACGCCGGAGACUACGCCACCCUUCCCCGCUCUCUCAGCCGCUUCACCCCGCUGUCACGCCACCUUUUUCGGGGAGAGGGGGAAAAAAACAAAGUGGGGUGGGUGGAUGUUUGUUGUUGGGUCGUAUCAGCCGGUGCCGGUGCUGGUGUUGGUGGUGCCCCCACCCUGAGCAGAACCCACCCUCCACCCUCCGUGUGUUGUGACUGUGUUCACUGUGUGACCGCUGAAGAUGGCGGACCUCGAGGCGGUGCUGGCUGAUGUCAGUUAUCUGAUGGCGAUGGAGAAGAGCAAGUCCACUCCAGCAGCCAGGGCGAGCAAGAAGAUCAUCCUGCCCGAGCCCAGUAUUCGCAGCGUGAUGCAGAAGUACCUCGAGGAGAGAGACGAGCUGACGUUCGACAAAAUCUUCAACCAGAAAAUCGGCUUCCUGCUCUUCAAGGACUUCUGUCUGAACGAGAUCGACGAGGCCGUGCCACAGCUCAAGUUCUACGAAGAAAUUAAAGACUACGAGAAGCUCGACUCCGAGGAGGAGAGGCUGAGCCGCAGCCGGCAGAUUUACGACGGCUACAUCAUGAAGGAGCUGCUGUCCUGUUCACAUCCAUUUUCUAAGAAAGCAGUGGACCACGUGCAGAGCCACUUAGCAAAGAAACAAGUUCCCCCGACUCUCUUCCAGCCAUACAUAGUGGAGAUCUGCGACAGCUUGAGAGGGAAGAUCUUCCAGAAGUUCAUCGAGAGUGACAAAUUUACUCGUUUUUGCCAAUGGAAGAACGUGGAGCUCAACAUCCACCUGACCAUGAACGACUUCAGCGUGCAUCGGAUCAUCGGCCGGGGCGGCUUCGGAGAGGUGUACGGCUGCAGGAAGGCCGACACGGGGAAAAUGUACGCCAUGAAGUGUUUGGACAAGAAGAGGAUCAAGAUGAAGCAGGGAGAGACUCUCGCACUCAACGAGAGAAUCAUGCUGUCGUUAGUCAGCACAGGGGACUGCCCGUUCAUCGUUUGUAUGACGUACGCCUUCCACACCCCCGACAAGCUCUGCUUCAUCCUGGACCUGAUGAACGGAGGCGACCUGCACUACCACCUGUCUCAGCACGGCGUGUUCAGCGAGAAAGAAAUGCGUUUCUACGCGGCUGAGAUCAUCCUCGGGCUGGAGCACAUGCACAACCGCUUCGUCGUCUACAGAGACCUCAAGCCAGCGAACAUCCUGUUGGAUGAACACGGCCAUGUUCGGAUCUCCGACCUCGGCCUGGCCUGCGACUUCUCCAAGAAGAAACCUCACGCCAGCGUGGGGACUCAUGGAUACAUGGCUCCGGAGGUUCUUCAGAAGGGGACGGCGUACGACAGCAGCGCCGACUGGUUCUCCUUAGGCUGCAUGCUCUUCAAACUCCUGCGAGGGCACAGUCCCUUCAGACAGCACAAGACCAAAGACAAACACGAGAUCGACCGCAUGACGCUCACCAUGAACGUGGAGCUGCCCGACUCGUUCACCGCGGAGCUCAAAGAUCUGUUGGAGGGUUUGCUGCAGAGAGACGUCUCCAAGAGGCUCGGCUGUCAGGGCCGAGGAGCUCCGGAGGUGAAGGAGCAUCAGUUCUUCAAAGGCAUCGACUGGCAGCAGGUUUACCUGCAGAAGUACUCUCCUCCUUUAAUUCCUCCCAGAGGGGAGGUGAACGCUGCAGACGCCUUCGACAUCGGCUCCUUUGACGAGGAGGACACCAAGGGCAUCAAGUUGCUGGACAGCGACCAGGAGCUGUACAAGAACUUCCCUCUGGUCAUCUCGGAGCGCUGGCAGCAGGAAGUCGCGGAGACGGUCUACGAGGCGGUCAACUCGGACACGGACAAGAACGAGGCCCGUAAGAGGGCCAAGAACAAGCAGCUGGGCCACGAGGAGGACUACGCCCUCGGGAAGGACUGCAUCAUGCACGGAUACAUGCUGAAGCUGGGGAACCCGUUCCUCACACAGUGGCAGCGCAGAUACUUCUACCUGUUCCCCAACCGGGUCGAGUGGAGGGGGGAGGGCGACACACGGCAAAACCUGCUGACGAUGGAGCAGAUCGUGACGGUGGAGGAGACGCAGAUUAAAGACAAGAAGUGCAUCCUGCUGCGCAUCAAAGGAGGGAAGCAGUUUGUGCUGCAGUGCGAGAGCGACCCGGAGUUCGUGCAGUGGAAGAAGGAGCUGACGGAGGCGUUCACAGAAGCCCAGAAGCUGCUGCGCCGCGCCCCCAAAGUCAUCGGCAAAGGCCGGGCCGGCGUGGUGGAGCUGUCCAAACCUCCCCUCACACACCGCAAUAGCAACGGCCUGUGAAUACACACACAUUUCACACACACACACACACACACACACGUAUACAGUAUAUAUGUACACACACACACACACACACACUGCAUCCCACCUCGUCCUCAUCAGGACUUUUUCCCACGACGCCUCGCAGUGUGUGUACGGACCACCAGCCUCUUACAACACACACACACACACACACACACACACACGACACGACGACCAAUCAUAAGCGCGUUUAGUUUUUUGUUGUCCGCCAUGAUGGGACCUUCUUGCCAGUUUUCAGCGAGAGGACGACGCCGCGGCGAGACGUUCGUGCGGACUCAGCAUGUGAAGAAGCUCCGCAUGAACGUGACGAGGACGGCUCCUCUUCUUCUUCUUCUUCCUGUCUCUCUCUCUGUCUCCUCUUCUUCUUCUCUCUCUCUGUCCUCCACCACCUCCACCUCGCUCCGUCUGAAGCUCCGUCCUCUCCACGCGGCGGCCACGUUGGACUCGUCUCUGAGGCGCGAGGCCGGACGCUUCCUCUCAUCCCCUCCGUUAAAGUGCCAACGCCAAUAUUUACCGGAGUCACCUGAGGCACCGGGAGGACCUGCUCGGUGGCAGACUCGCCCCCACCCUUUUUUCCCCGGAUACACAGGGUGGAGGUGGAGGGGUGGAGGUGUUUGAUCAUUCCAGUGCAGGAAAAAACAAGGAAGUAACGGGAACCAGAGACUCUCUUCUGAUUGGCUCUCACAGAGCCAGUCGCCAUAGAGACUGGGACUCCAUUGGCUGACAAGCAGCAGCCAGUUGCUAUGGGGAUCUGUAACCAAGGACAACGGUGUAACUAUUGUGUAUGAAGGCUACAGUUGCAGACGGGUGGAGGGAGUGACUGAGUGUAAAUAAGAUCUCUGUGCAGUGUUUAACGUGUCCGUCAUCGUGACUGUCCUGACUCCAAGAAGAAGACGAGGACGAAGGUGGAGGCUUAUUUUCCUGCUGGGUGCUGCUGGGUGCUGGUGGGUGGUGGUGGGUGGGGUCAGGCAGGAAGUCUGGCGGCUUCCAAUCACUCGUGGCGCUGCGUUACCUCAGCUGGACUGUGUCGCUUUGAGCACGCGGAGGCGAGGACUCGUUCAAAGGGCCAAACUGUCGCGUUCGCUCGCUCGUUCGUUCUCGUACACGUCGUCGUCGUCGUCGUCUCGCAGCUUUUGUCCGGAAAUGUUUUCAUCGUCCCGCUUGCUCGCGAUCAAUCGCGGGUUCACGCUGUUGUUCGCGCGAGGAGCCGAAGCUAAUUAACGUGAAACUCCGCCCCAGAAUACGACAAACAGAAUCGCCAUGGAAACGUUCACGUCGUCUCUGAUGUGUCCGGCUUUUUUCCACGCGGUGAAAAUGUUUUUGUUUUUGUUUUGUUUGUUUUUUUGCCUCAUCUUUGACGUCGUUGAUGUCGCCUGCAUUUCCCAGAAUGCCUUUGGGCAGGCUGUAGCCUCUUGGAUUAGCCCUCCGCUAACGUGAACACGGAUGAACAGAUUUAAUCGUCCGAUUCUUCUGGACUUUCUGAAUGUGGAUCAGAUUUAUCAAAUUUUAAAGCCAGCUCAUGAAAAAAAAAAAAUCAUGUAUCCACUGGUUUACAGCCGCUUCUCUUUGCACGGCGUUGCGGUUAUUGCGUAUUCGAAAUUCAGCGUUACGUUGAGCGCGGCUGCAAAUGUUUUUAAUCAAUCUGAAAGAUUUGGUGCAUUAAAAGCUCGAGAUCACGUGCCAAAAAAAACAAACUGCCGUUCCUCAAACGUCCACUUGAGGCUGGCUCCAGCAGUGAGUCAGUCUCCAUAAGUCCCCAUGUCCAAAUGUCCAACUUCACAGCAGAAAUAAACAUGUUUACAGCCUGGUACAAAAAACAGUUUUGGUCUCUGUAGCUAAUUUCCCCGUUCAUGACAACUGUACUGAGGGUGAAUUUAUAUACAACUCACCUGUUCACAUUAUAUUAAGGCUUAAAGUUUUUCCACGCUUUGAGGCAGGACUGCCGCCACAACGACCUGCGUGUUACGUCACUCCGUCAUCGUGAGUUUACCAUCAACAGAAUGUUGCUGUAAAAGUGUUUGAGGGUGGAGUUUCCCUCCAACUUCAUGAUUUUUAUAUUUCGGUGACAGUUCAGAUGAGGUUUUUUUUUUUUUUUAAACAAACGGGGCUUUUUCGGUUUACGUCGUCGAUUCAAGCGAAGGGCAGGAACGCGCACAAUCGUAGUGUUAAAAAAAAUAAAGCGUGAGGACGCGAUCGAUUGUUGGAUCCAUUCGUUAAUUUCAGGGUUUGUUUGUUUUUUUAUUUUUCAUGCAGUACAAAGUGUCCUCGUCUGUGAUGAUGUCCAUGCAUUUCCAGAGCUGUCAUGUGACCUGCGGUAGGAAAAGGGUUGAUUCGGGCGGGCGGGGUGACGGGCGGGCCGGGGUGCAUCGUGAUUUCUUUGUUUUGUUUUUUCUUUGUAGCCUUUAACCAGUCAGGGGGAGAUGAUAUCGUCUUAUAGAGAAAUUUUGUCACCUCUCAAGGUGUCUUUUAUUUUUGUAAACCAAAAUGGUUUUUAUUGUUUUCAUUGAAAUUUCUGUUGUUGCACCUUUUUAAGCCCGAUGUGUUACUUAAUAGUUGUUAAAUGUGCCAAAUAACUGUUGCUGAUUGAGUGGGAACCAAUGGGAAGCCUCCUUUUUUUUUUUUUUACUUUUCUGACCCUUCUCACCGCGGACCGCCAAAAUAAAACACACACACACACACACAGACACACAAGGAGAGAGUAAAGUUUGGAGGGUUCGAUAACUGUGACCAAACGUUUUUUGUUUUUUGCCACCAGGUUGCCAUGGAGACUCUCGAUUCAAACAUACACACACACAUCCGAUCCGGCUCACGCAAGUUGCGUGUUCACGUUGCGUGUCCGCGUUGGCAUGCGGGGACGCGACUGUCUAAAAUGCGCAGACACGCAUUUAAUCCAGCGUUCACGCUGUCCGCGUUAGCACGUGACACGCGUUCUACCCAGGUGUCGCGUGUCCGCGUUACCGCGUGUUACACGCGACCGUACAGUCGCACCACGCGUGCUAACGCGGACACGCGACGCUUCAUUUCUCUCUAUCGCUUUUAUUUUUAUUUUUUACUCCUCACAGAUUCUCCGCUCAGACACGCUCGACACAUUUAAAAAAAACAAAAACAAAACAAAAAAAAAGGAUGGCAUAUAGGAAAAAAAAAAGUUCAAAGUAUAUAUAAAUAUAUGUGUAUAUGAAAUGACAAAAUGCUCUAGGUUUAUUUAAAAGAUUUAAUGUAGAAAACAAAUUGUUCGGGGGGUUUCGAUGUGAGUAUAAUUGUUUGUGGUGAAGACUUCAGCUCAAAUCUUGCACAUAAAGACUUUAGAUAUUGUACCUGCGAGUUCCAGAUGAUUAUUUUUGUUUGAAUACAGGACUCUUUGCUCUUUCAUAUUUAUUGCGUGCGAGGGGAGCUUCUUCUACUUCUUCUUCUCCUUCUGUCGCUCCGUCUCUCCUCCACGUCGAGCCCUCAGCCGAGCGCUCGCUGUAGAAACUCCUCCGGUUUACACCCGUUUUGUUUUCAUACGCCACAGACAGACAAACACAGAUACUACUGGCUUUGGGUUAUUAUUUCCAAUGAGGUUAUGAUAAUACUGAUAUAUAAUUGAUAAUAUUAUUCAAUGAUUAUUAUUAAAUUUAUUUUAUUUCAAUGAUUUUUUUUUUUGUUUUGUUGUUUUUUCGAGACAGGUAGGAAGUUGCGUGUUGGACUGCUUGUAAAAACAGUUCAUGAAUAAAAAUUCUUUUUCCGUGUU